Messenger RNA from Hyposmocoma kahamanoa, 2726 nucleotides. RefSeq names its product protein vav (gene Vav). The record is from RefSeq and is a predicted model, not a curated record. The transcript has 17 exons. Lineage: Eukaryota; Metazoa; Arthropoda; Insecta; Lepidoptera; Cosmopterigidae. Gene Ontology annotation, biological process: regulation of GTPase activity; cell migration. Gene Ontology annotation, cellular component: cytoplasm. Gene Ontology annotation, molecular function: guanyl-nucleotide exchange factor activity; protein binding. The coding region runs from base 141 to 2726 and encodes 861 amino acids.
GUCGUUCGCUCGUUUUGUUUGUUGUAUCAAUUUGUAUGGUCAAUUAUCAAUUAACCCUCGUUAAUAAUGGUCUGUUGAUUAUUAAAAAGCAGUGCUCUGUGCUGAUACUAUCGAUGUGCACUGUGAAGCUUGUGUGAAAGAUGGCAGCUGGUGGUGAGGAGCUAUGGCGCGAGUGCGCGUCCUGGCUGACGAGAUGUGGGCUGCUGCGUCCGGAUCACAAGGCCAACUGGGAUACGAGCACUAUCCACGAUCUGGCAUAUAUCCUGCGCGACGGGGUUUUACUCUGCAACCUGCUAAACGUGUUGCACCCUGGCUGCAUCGACAUGAAAGACGUGAACCAACGGCCUCAGAUGGCGCAGUUUCUGUGCAUGCGCAACAUCAAAGUGUUCCUGCGCACAUGCCAUGAAGUAUUCGAGCUUCGAGAAACAGACCUGUUCGACCCGUCGAUGCUCUUCGACCUGUCCAAUUUCCACCGCGUCCUGUGUACGCUGGCCAAGCUCAGCCAGUGCCCCAAGGCGCUGGCCAAGAAUAUCAAGCCUUUUUCGGCACAUCGGACACAAUCUGAAGAAGACAUCUACAAAGAUCUGCAAUCUGUCAACGCGUGCGCGCCUAGCACGGACGAAGGCGAGUACGCGAGCUACUGCGCGCGCAUCCACGAUGAGGAGAUCUACCACGACCUCUGCGUUGUCAAGAGCGCUGCUCGCGAACCCCGCCUCCCGCUACACCCGCCUGCUUUCAACUCUUUAGCAAUAUCAUCGCUAAGUCUCGAGAAGAGGGACUACGUGAUUCGCGAACUUGUGGACACAGAAUGCAACUACGUCGACGUGUUAAGCAAGAUCAUCAAGUACUUCAUGCGGCCGUUGUCGCCGUUCCUCAAGCCGCAGGAUGCGCAAGUUAUAUUCUUUGGCAUUAAGGAACUCCACGAUAUACACUCGGGUCUCCUUAGUCAACUAAAGUUAGCCACAGAAGCGUGCGUGCCGGGUAGUGGCGCGCCGCGAUUGGCUGACGUGUUUCUCGUAUGGCGGGAGAAGCUUCUACUGUACGGAGACUACUGCUCUAACCUGACUACAGCUCAAGAUACACUAAAGACGCUUGAUGCCAGGGAUUCCACUUUCAGCAAACAGCUGGCAAAAUGUCAAAAGGAGCACAGCGACGGCCGGAUACAGCUGCGCGACAUUCUAUCGGUGCCGAUGCAGCGGGUGCUCAAGUACCACCUUCUGCUGGACAAGCUGGUCCACGAAACGCAGCCCAAUCACGAGGAGUUCCGUGGUUUAGAAAGAGCGAAAGAGGCAAUGGUCGACGUGGCACAGUACAUCAAUGAGGUGAAAAGAGAUAGCGAAGUGUUAGCGCUGCUGGCUAAAGUUCAGGAGAGUAUAAUAGACUGGGAGGGCGGCGCUUUGGGCGCGGGCGGAGCGGGGCUGGCGGCGUACGGGCGACUGCUGCUCGACGGCGAGUUGCGCGUGCGCGCGCACGAGGACCAGAAACUGCGCUCGAGAUACGUUUUUGUGUUCGACAAGCUUAUGCUGCUGUGUAAACCUGUGAAGGAUAACCAAUACUCGUACCGCGUUGGCAUUCGCCUAGCCGAGUAUCGCGUAGAGGAAGGCUGCGGGAGACGGACGCUGCGUACGGACGCACGCUGGGCGUCUCACUUCUACCUGGUGCGGCGGACGAAAGAUGCCACUUUUACGCUGUACGCACGCACUGAAGACUGCAAACGGAAAUGGGUUAAAGCCAUUCGAGAUGCCAUCGAUAAUUUGGAACCGGCAGGCUGCCGCAGCACUAACCACAAGUUCGUGCUGCACACGUUCGAGAAGCCCGCCACCUGUCAUCACUGCUCCAAAUUCCUCAAAGGCAGGAUAUUUCAGGGCUACCUGUGCACGGUGUGCAAUGCGUGCGCGCACAAGGAGUGCAUCGCGCUGUCGGGGCGUUGCGGCGGUGGGUUGGCCGUGGCGCCGCCGCUUCCCCCCCACAAUCACCUCCCCGACCAGGGCCUGCACUACUAUAUGUGGUUCGUUGGUGAAAUGGGCCGCGAGGUCGCGACGACGCGGUUGCAGCGGCGACUCGAGGGCACCUUCCUGCUUCGUCUCAGGCCGAAUCCCACGCACAUCACCGACACCGACACUGACUACGCGCUCUCACUCAAGACGGACAACACGGUGAAGCACAUGCGCGUUUGCUGCAAGCCCAUCGACCAAGUGCCGCACUACUUCCUCUCCGAAUCGCGCUUCUUCCGCUCCAUCGUCGAGCUCAUCUCCUACUACGAGAAAACCACCCUCUCCGAAAACUUUGUCGGGCUAAAUUCGAACCUGGUGUGGCCGUUCCGGCGAGUGGUGGCAACAGUAAUUCACGACUUCCGUCCGCUGGAAUCGUCGCAGCUGGCGCUGCGGCCUGGGGCCAAGGUGUUGGUGGUUAGCAAGGAGGGCGACAGCCGCGGCUGGUGGAAGGGUCGCACGCUGGAAAAGGUGACUUUUUUAUUAAGAACUAUUGCCAUAAAAAGGUUUCGUUCUCACUACGACAAAUCUUUCUCUUCGUAUUUAUCACGUCAAACCUACAGUUGGCGACUACCGAUCCGGGAGUGCCUGUUCGAGCGCGAGUACCACUACCAGCCUGCGCCGACGCAGCCGCAGCAGCAGCCGAAACCGCGGCCGCGGCAACGAUCGCACUCCCAAUCGCGACUGCAUUCGCGUGCGUUGCCUGCGCCUGAAGAUGCUGACGACCUCGUCUAA